UGGCACAUGCGACGUGAGUCGUGGCGUGCGGCGGGCGCUGAGCCUGCACCGGCACCGAAAUGGAAAGGCAACCGCCGGCGCCGAGGACUGCACCGCGUGCUCACGAGGCGGCCCGUACGGCCCACCCAGAGCGCGGACACAUACGCCCCAAGCCCACCUAAACUGGCCCGGAUCCUCUCUCCGUCUCCGUCCCCGACGCCGCCACGCCAGGCUCUGCUGCCCGCGGACCCUGACCGGAGCGGCAGUGACCACCAGCCAUCCGCCAACUCCGGCGAUAAACUCUCGCACAGAGACCGCCGCUUCCGUGGUUGCUGUCAUCAAUCUGCGGUGGGUUACUGGAGGCAGGCAGUGUUCAAGCAAGAUAACUAUGAACAAGAAGAAACUUGACGUAUUUCCAAGCUGACUGCAUUAACGUGCGUAAAUAACGAGAACUGCAAAUAACUGAAAUGUUACCUUCCAGGUGCUCCUUCCCAUGGGAUUCUUCUGGGUGUGCCUCGUUGAAGCAUCUAUAGCAGUAUGCUUUGCCUAUCACCUUAAUGAUAGGAGCAUACGUUGGCGAUGCUGAAAGAGAAGGUGGUGGCAAGCUUCUCGCUGCCUCACCGAGCAUUGCCAUGGUAACCAGCACGGCUAAGACCAGGCAUAGCUGACCCUUUGGCUGGUGUCCAACGCUUACUUUCAUGGCUGGACAGUGCUUUCUCGAGUGAGAGGAGGAGAUGGGGGAAUGUGAAUGAUUUUGGCUUUGGUAUGGAUGAGUAUUUAUAAUGUUCAAGGUGGCACUUGGCAGGGUCUCUGGGGAAGCAGGUGGAGCUGGUAAGGUAGAAUGAUCAUUUGAGUGAUUAGAGCCUGUACUUCCCUAAAAAAAAUUAGAGCAUGUACUUUGUCAACCACUUGAUUUCAGGGGAGAAAUGUGGAAUUAGUUAUGAUUUAUGAUAACCUUUUGUGGUUGGAGUACUGCAUGGUGUAUAUAAAUCUGCCUGUAUGUUAUUUCAGAGAAUUACUAUUGUAGAUUUUGAAGUAACCGCAGAUACACAAUUAUGUUAUCCAUGAAAAAUUUCACCGGCGUGAUGCACAUAUUUAUUCAGUUGCUUGUAAAUCCUCAAGGGUCUUUGUACA
Molecule: messenger RNA, 1113 nt
Organism: Triticum aestivum (bread wheat)
Lineage: Eukaryota; Viridiplantae; Streptophyta; Magnoliopsida; Poales; Poaceae
Exons: 2
Coding region: 7-387 (126 amino acids)
Source: RefSeq, a predicted model, not a curated record